AGGAAAAAGUUUCAUUUGUAUUUCAUGCGCAUGUUUUGUUUGUCACUGACAUUUUAAUUUAUUUUUGUGGUAGAUUCAAUAAACUAUAGUAUUAAUAUAGUAUUAAAAUGAGUGGUCGUGUUACAAUAAGACUAGCUUCUGAAAGAGUUAACCAUUGUGUUGCUUCAAGUAAUGAGUUACCACGGUUUUAUACGCCGGGAGAAGUCAUCAGCGGUAUGCAGGAUUUUAUGCGUGGUCAUGGAACAUAUGUAGAAGAUGAUUGUAUAAAAUCAUCAGUAGCUGGUGUAAUGCAAAAAGUUAAUAAGUUAAUCUGUGUGCGACCACUGAAGAGUAGAUAUGUUGGUGAAAUAGGAGACGUUGUGGUUGGCAGAGUGCUGGAAGUUCAACAGAAGAGAUGGAAAGUAGAAACUAACUCACGCCUGGAUUCUAUCCUGCAGUUGUCUUCAGUUAACUUACCUGGAGGAGAAUUGCGUCGAAGGUCAGCAGAAGAUGAGCAAAUGAUGAGAAAGCACUUGCAAGAAGGUGACCUUAUAAGUGCCGAAGUACAGAGUGUAUUUUCAGAUGGAUCAUUGUCAUUACACACAAGAAGUUUAAAGUAUGGCAAGUUGUCCCAAGGAGUAUUAAUAAAAGUAUUUCCAUCAUUAAUCAAACGCAGAAAAAACCACUUUCAUAACUUGCCUUGUGGUAUCGCAAUUAUAAUUGGUAAUAAUGGUUUCAUAUGGAUGAGUCCACAGCAACAAAACAUUGUAGUAGAAGAGAACAAAGAUGAAAUUGAGAACUAUGAACUACAGCCUAUAAGUAAAUCAGAUAGAGAAAUAAUGGCAAGGUUGAAAAAUUGCAUUGCAGCAUUGGUUGCUUCAAAAAUGAUGCUCGAUGACUCGAGUAUAAUGUUCGCUUACGAAGAAAGUUUGAGGUAUGAUGACGUGAAAGAGCUCUUGGACCCAGAAGUUAUGCUAGAUGUUGCAUUCCUUACACAGCACAGAUUAAAUAGCAUCAUGGAAGAGUAGUUGUGACAUUGUAGGUUAUAUAUUUCAGACUUAUGUAAGAUAAAGAUUAUGAAUAUGA
This is a messenger RNA of Melitaea cinxia (Glanville fritillary), 1065 nucleotides long. It is a transcript of the gene Rrp4, whose product is annotated as exosome complex component RRP4. Gene Ontology annotation, cellular component: cytoplasmic exosome (RNase complex); nuclear exosome (RNase complex). The transcript has 5 exons. Bases 108 to 1007 code for a protein of 299 amino acids. The record is from RefSeq and is a predicted model, not a curated record. Lineage: Eukaryota; Metazoa; Arthropoda; Insecta; Lepidoptera; Nymphalidae. Gene Ontology annotation, molecular function: RNA binding. Gene Ontology annotation, biological process: TRAMP-dependent tRNA surveillance pathway; U4 snRNA 3'-end processing; exonucleolytic trimming to generate mature 3'-end of 5.8S rRNA from tricistronic rRNA transcript (SSU-rRNA, 5.8S rRNA, LSU-rRNA).